UAGAGAGAAAGAACCAUUGUUACAACGGAGUCCGAUCAACCGAGCCCAUUUAACUUCCUCGUACUGCAUAUAUGAUCGGGGGCCUGGGGGAAAAAAUGGACAAGCAAGGUGGAGGUAAUGCAGAGGAGAGUCCGCGGAACGAAGUGAAAGUACCGUGGCGAUCAAGGCGAUGCGAGGAGAGGAAAGCCGCUGGGGAAUCGACAACAGACUGCUCCUGGAAUCCACAGUCUUCUUCGCCCGACUCUCCAAUCUCACACAGGAGAAGGACAGACUUCCUCUCUCCCACAAGACGGACAAGAGGAGAUGCAGAUGAUCGGCAACGGGAAAGCUCGGCAGCAGCAGCAGCAGCAGGAGGAGGAGGAGGAGGAGGAGGAGGAGGACGAGGAGGAUUUCGCCGUUGGCAGCCUCCACAUACGUCGUACGGACGCCAGUCGUACGGAACUCCCAACUUGAGGAGAUGGCUGACACCUUGUGCGUUGGUAUCCGGACGACGGCCGGUCCUUUUCUACUCCAAGGAUCAUGAGUACGUGACCAUCCCGACUGUGACUCUAAUCGAAGGGGAGAGAGAGUUUUUUAUGACGUCAACGGCUCCUAGUCGACGCCACAGUAUGUACAAUUCUACGACCGGUACCAGUACUGGUGGUGGUAGUAGUGGUGAGAGCGAGCUCCCCGGUCGCUUGCGGCCGUUGACGUCAGCAGGGGUGCGGGUGUUUAUGGACCAUAAUGAUGCUACUGAGCCGGUGACGUCAACCGUUAAUAUGUUGUCUGGGCAGGAUAACGUUCCCGUAUCUGGUGUGGAUCAGGCCCAGGUUCUCUUGCGUUUGAUCCCGUAUACCGGGGUCAGGUAUCGUCACUUAUCGGGUGUGAAGCUGUACUCGGUGGAGCUGGAGUCGGUGCAGUGGGGAACCGCCACGUGGACAGACAAUGCCGGCGCCGAUGGACGAGUGAGAACUGAGUCAAACACACGAAGAAGAGAGAGGGAGAAAAGGAGAAGAGGAGGAGGAGAAGAGAGGGGGAGAAAAGGAGAAGAGAAGGAGGAGAAGAGGGAGGAAGAAGAAGAAGAAGGAAAGACAGUGUCCCGAAUGCGACGUCGAUUCAAAAAAUAUGACAUGAAGAACAGGCGGAACCGAAGCUCCGCAUUGCGUUACGACCCUACCGGGUUCACCUGGCACGCCUACCAGGAACAUCAGGGGCCUAAGUCGUUUGAUGUGAGCACUGCCGGGAAGCAGGAAAUAGAUCUCCUAAAGUGUACUUAUCAGCCAGAGGAGGUCAGCCCAGGCCAUUUCCAGCUCAAGGUGAAAAAGGUCCGGUCAAUGCCCUCGCGACAUCUUAUUGUGGAUGUUAUUCGUGUUGGACGAGAACAUGAUAUACGAAUCAUCUUGGAGACGUUGACGAUCCUGAAGCCUUUUCCAUUGAUGGAGGAGAUCGCUGCAUCUGCUGUCAUUGAUGAAUCCAGUCCCGGAGGUCUCCGAUGGGCCAAGCAAACCUGGGAAGAGCAUCACAGUUCAAAAGGAAGAAUGACAUACAAGUUGAAUAACUUCCGUCAUAGCAAGGUGGAAAAGCUGUUGAGCUCACGCAUGCUCCUAGAGCUUGAGAACGGUUCUGCUGGUUGGGCGGCACCUAACGGCCAAGGCGUACGAGAGUCAGAUGAGGCAGAUUUGAGAGGAAAUCGAUGGAACAAAGAACUAAAGGAUCACAUUCUGAGAACAGAUUGGGAUGCUGUUGAGCAAGGCCUGAGGCCCAGUGAUGGCAUCACUACAAUUUUUGAGGAGCUCAAGGAAGCCAUUUCCUGGAGCUGGGGAGUCGAGGAUUCCACCGGGCAUUGCUAAGCCAGUCUCACAGGCUGACGAACAGUGGCAACAGCUUCCAGCAUUUGCGCUGCUGCUUUUCCAAGGAGCAAUCCGUAAAAUUGGGAUUGAAUAAACACAGGAGCAAUCUAAUAGAAGAUGAAGAGCGAAUGAAAAUCGGGAGUGGAUGAAGACAUACGCACCUGUGUUUGAGAUUGAUGGCAUAUUCAGACUGGCCAAGUUCCUGGACAUGUGUGAAUGUGAUGCUGGCCAAAUUCAUCAUUUGACUGUUUCCACAGUUCAAAUCGCGCCCAGCGAAGCAGAGUAGACGCACACAGGAACCUGAAAUGCAAGCAGUCUGAUGGGUGAGUGAGGAGCUAGGGUGGGAAUUCGAUCGUCAUGAGCGGGGAGCCAGAUGCGGGGUUGGGGGGUGGGGUUAGGAAGACGCCUUGUGAGGGGACUGAGGGGGGAAACCACCCAGCCUAAUUGACGGUAAGGUAUGCUGCCAGAAUAUUGGUUUCCUGUACCUGCAUUUGCCUGCUAGAGAAGGUUAGCUCUGUGGUUACAAAAAAAAAAAGAAAAAAAAAAGAGAAGGUUAGCUCUGUGGUUACAAACAAACAAACAAACAAACAAACAAACAAACAAGCAAAACAAAA
Chara braunii is the source of this 2443-nucleotide messenger RNA. Lineage: Eukaryota; Viridiplantae; Streptophyta; Charophyceae; Charales; Characeae. The record is from the annotation of a GenBank genome assembly.